Messenger RNA from Uloborus diversus, 16973 nucleotides. RefSeq names its product ankyrin-2-like. The record is from RefSeq and is a predicted model, not a curated record. Bases 746 to 15850 code for a protein of 5034 amino acids. NCBI's taxonomy places the organism in Eukaryota, Metazoa, Arthropoda, Arachnida, Araneae, Uloboridae. Gene Ontology annotation, molecular function: protein binding. The transcript has 48 exons. Gene Ontology annotation, biological process: signal transduction.
AGAUAGAUAGGAAGAAAGAAAGAAAAAGAGCGAGGGAAAAAAACCGGAUUAAUUAAUUAGUACGAAUUUUGAGUAAUACUAAUAACAAAGUUUUUGCAUAAAAACACUAUAUAUCGUUCUUUCAAUUGAAUAUUUUUCUUUUCAAAGGAAUGAAACAGUUCGAAUCGUUUUUUUUUGUAUAAAAAACACAUUGACACUUAAAUUCUAAAAUUUGUUCACUCAGCUAAACAAAUUUGAAAGAAAGAAAAAAAAAACAACCUUCAAAUAUUUUUUUCAUUGGAGAAAACAGAAAGAGCGGUCAGAUAUGAAAUACAUUCCUCUAACGAUCCUUAAAGGAAAUAAAUCGCACGGCAUGGACGAUCCCUGAAGGCCAGCAAAUGCAACGGGGUGUGUGAGGGGGUGACCGGCGUCUCUAGUGUUCGCGAAAUGCCUGUUCCAUUCGCACUGUCAACAGACGCCCGAUCAUGGCAGCGGCGGCGCGAACCGCAUGUUAUGAGUUACUGCAGCUCGCGUUUUCGAUUUUUGCCGAAAUUAACCAGCUAGGAAGUUAGACACACAAAUCCCCCCUGACGUCAGUUUUGUUCAUAACGGGGAGGAUGACGAAUAUGUCGUUCAGAACACACGCGCCAGUGCAAGGUGGUUAUUUGGAGCUGUGACGCCGGUGGUUUGGUGGAAAAAAUAGUAAUGAAAGUGGGCAUGCUGUUAGGGAUUUAAAAAAGGAAUUGAUAGUGUAAACAUUGUCAAGAUGGUGACACUGGAUAAUAUGACCGAUGGAAACGCAAGUUUCUUACGUGCAGCAAGAUCUGGAAACUUGGAGAAGGUGAUUGAACAUCUGAAAGGAAGCAUCGAUAUUAACACCAGCAAUGCGAAUGGCUUGAACGCCUUGCACCUUGCUGCAAAAGAAGGACACGUCACCGUUGUGACAGAGUUGCUAAAGCGAGGAGCUAAUGUCAAUGCUGCUACAAAGAAAGGAAACACUGCUCUGCACAUCGCCUCCCUUGCGGGUCAAGAGGAGGUCGUCAGGGUGCUCAUUCAGCUGGGUGCGAACGUGAACGUGCAGUCUCAGAAUGGCUUCACUCCCCUAUACAUGGCAGCCCAGGAGAACCAUGAUCACGUGGUCUCGUUCUUGCUGGCUAACGGGGCGAACCAGAGCCUCGCCACAGAAGACGGUUUCACCCCGUUAGCUGUCGCACUGCAACAAGGUCACGACCGGGUGGUGGCUGUUCUCCUGGAAAACGACACCAAAGGACGCGUCCGGCUGCCGGCGUUGCACAUUGCUGCUAAAAAGGAUGACUGCAAAGCGGCCACUUUACUCCUACAGAGCGACCACAAUCCAGACGUCACCUCUAAGAGUGGCUUUACCCCGCUACACAUCGCUGCCCACUAUGGCAAUGAAAACAUUGCCAAAAUCCUACUAAGCAAAGGAGCUGAUGUUAACUAUGCAGCCAAGCAUCAAAUUACUCCUCUCCAUGUAGCGUCGAAAUGGGGCAAAACAAAUAUGGUUGCUCUACUUCUGGAGAAAGGUGCUAACAUUGAAGCUUCAACCAGGGAUGGUUUGACGCCUCUUCAUUGUGCUUCUCGCAGUGGUCACGAACAAGUGGUUGAUUUACUACUCGAAAAAGGCGCACCUUUCUUAGCUAAGACUAAGAAUGGAUUGGCUCCCUUACACAUGGCCUCUCAGGGUGAUCACGUGGACAGUGCUCGUAUUUUGUUGUACCAUAAAGCUCCCGUUGAUGACGUCACCGUGGAUUACUUGACUGCUUUACACGUAGCGGCACAUUGCGGCCAUGUCAAGGUGGCCAAACUACUUCUUGACAGAAAGGCAGAUCCAAAUGCCCGGGCUUUGAAUGGAUUCACCCCUCUCCACAUUGCCUGCAAGAAGAACAGAAUCAAAGUUGUCGAACUAUUGCUGAAGCAUGGGGCCUCCAUUGAAGCUACUACCGAAUCUGGGCUAACGCCACUGCACGUGGCUUCCUUCAUGGGCUGCAUGAACAUCGUCAUUUACUUGAUACAAAAUGGAGCCCAUCCAGACGUGCCCACUGUGAGAGGAGAAACUCCACUUCACCUGGCAGCACGAGCCAACCAGACAGACAUCAUCCGCAUAUUGCUGCGAAAUGGGGCGUCGGUGGAUGCAAGAGCUAGGGAAGAACAAACGCCGCUGCACAUUGCGGCCAGACUGGGCAAUGUGGACAUCGUGAGUUUACUUCUUCAGCAUGGAGCUGCAGUGGACGCGGUCACCAAGGACAUGUACACAGCACUGCACAUUGCUGCUAAGGAGGACCAGGAGGAAGUGGCAUCCGCCCUUAUGGAUCACGGAGCUUCUCUUACCUCAACAACCAAGAAAGGGUUCACACCUCUUCACUUAGCUGCUAAAUACGGCAACAUUAAGGUUGCCCGACUGUUGCUGCAGAAGGGUGCACCUGUUGAUGCUCAGGGAAAGAACGGAGUUACACCGUUGCAUGUUGCCGCACACUAUGACCACGUGAACGUUGCUCUGCUGUUGCUGGACAAGGGUGCUUCGCCGCACGCCAUGGCUAAAAACGGUUACACGCCGCUCCACAUUGCGGCCAAAAAGAACCAAAUGGACAUUGCCAGCACACUUCUUGAGUACGGGGCCAAAACAAACUCUGAAUCUAAGGCUGGAUUCACUCCUCUUCAUCUCUCCUCUCAAGAAGGUCACGCGGAUAUGUCAGCUCUGCUCAUUGACAAUAAGGCAGAUGUGAACCAUCGAGCAAACAACGGUCUUACUCCUCUCCAUCUGUGUGCCCAAGACGACCGUGUGAGUGUGGCUUCGAUUCUAACCAAGAACGGAGCCGAAGUCUGCCCCAAGACCAAGGCGGGAUACACGCCCCUUCACGUGGCGGCCCACUUUGGACAAAUCAAUAUGGUGCGGUUCCUGUUGCAGAAUGAAGCCAGCGUACAUAACACAACUUCGCAUGGCUACACACCUCUUCAUCAAGCUGCGCAACAAGGUCACACGUUAGUUGUUAAUCUUCUGUUAGAAAAUCAAGCGUCGCCAAAUGUGACGACAAUGCAAGGGCAAACACCGCUAUCUAUUGCACAACGUCUGGGUUAUAUAUCUGUGGUGGAAACUCUUAAAGUAGUGACGGAGACCACAGUAAUCACUACCACCACAACUGUGACGGAAGAGAAAUACAAGGUAGUUGCUCCCGAAACGAUGCAAGAGACUUUUAUGACUGACUCGGAAGAUGAAGGAGGUGCCGACUUCGACGAGGUUGCUUUUUUCGGAAAACCCACCCACGCAACACAUGUCUAUCUCCCUUAUGUUGAAGGGAAACACUUUCACAUGAGCGAGGAGGCUAUGCUCGGCGAUCAGUCAUAUAGGUACCUUACCGCAGAUGAGAUGAAAUCUCUGGGAGACGAUUCCUUGCCUAUCGACGUCACAAAGGAUGAGAAACAUCACGAUGUCAUGCAAUCCGUCAAACAAUUUGGAGCACCCAUGGUCGAAGAAGACAAUCUUUCUCCUCAACAUGUCACGCCAGUGGAAACUGGAUUUAGCGAGAAAUUUUCACCUGACAACGUGGAUUUGGCUCGUGCUCCAGUACAUGCUGGAAGUUUUAGUUGGGAUGAUGACUUCUACUAUUCAUUCCCUCCCAAAGGCAUGUUGCGAAGCAGCAGACUUAAGUGGAAAACGUUCCUAGUGAGUUUCAUGGUAGACGCCCGUGGCGGUGCUAUGCGAGGUUGCCGCCAUUCCGGCGUGAGGGUCAUCAUCCCACCACGGAAGGCGGCCAUGCCCAUGAGAAUCACCUGUCGCUACCUGAGGAAAGAGAAGCUCAUCCACCCACCACCCCUCAUGGAAGGGGAGGCCUGCGCUUCCAGGAUCCUCGAGAUGGGGCCCGUUUCUGCCAAAUUUCUCGGGCCUGUCAUCAUUGAGGUGCCACAUUUUGCUUCAACAAGAGGCAAAGAAAGAGAAAUCAUUAUCUUGAGGAGUGAUACCGGCGAAAGCUGGAGAGAACACACCUUGGAAGCGUCGGAAGAAGCUGUUCAAGAAGUUUUGAACGAGAGUUUUGAAGGAGAAGAACUGAGUGCCUUGGAGGACUUGAAUACCAACCGAAUUACCCGUAUCCUCACCACUGACUUUCCCCAAUACUUCGCAAUCGUCUGCAGAGUUCGGCAAGAAUCGCAUGGGGUCGGUCCGGAAGGAGGAAUGGUUAGCUCUACUGUUGUGCCCCAAGUCCAAGCGAUCUUCCCCGAGGGGGCGCUUACCAAGAAAAUUCGAGUUGGGCUUCAGGCUCAACCUAUAGCUCCAGAACUGGUUGCCAAACUUCUUGGUAACCGAGUGGCCGUUAGCCCUAUAGUUACGGUCGAGCCGAGGCGGCGGAAAUUCCACAAGCCCAUAACUCUCACCAUCCCCGUCCCCCAGGCAGUCACCAAAGGCAUGAUCAACCAAUACAGUGGAGAAGCACCAACUUUAAGGUUAUUGUGCAGUAUAACAGGUGGCUCUUCUAAAGCUCAAUGGGAAGAUGUCACGGGAUCUACUCCUUUAACCUUCGUCAAUGAUUGCGUGUCUUUUACUACUACAGUUUCAGCAAGAUUUUGGCUUAUGGACUGCCGACAGGUAAACGAAGUGACUCGUUUCGCCACGGAGCUCUACCAAGAAGCCGUUUAUGUGCCUUUUAUGUCCAAAUUCGUGAUUUUUGCAAAGCGGAACGAUCCAUAUGAAGCCCAGUUGAGAGUUUUCUGUAUGACAGACGACAAAGAAGACAAAACGUUGGAAUCUCAGGAACACUUUACAGAAGUAGCAAAAAGUAGAGAUGUAGAGGUCCUUGAAGGAAAAACAGAGUACCUAGAAUUUGCUGGAAAUCUUGUUCCCGUUACAAAAUCAGGAGAGCAGCUGAAGUUCACGUUCCAGGCGUUUCACGAAAACCGUCUGCCGUUCACGAUCCGCGUCAAGGACCCUCACGCAGAGCCCAUGGGCCGCAUCGCCUUCAUGAGGGAACCGAGAGCGGGUCGCGGUGAACCACCGCAAGUCCCCAUCUGCAACUUGAAUGUGGCCCUUCCGGAUAUCACCCUGAGUGAUUCUAGUCCCGAUGUUUUGGAAUUGGUCACAUUAGAGAAAAGAUAUGAUUUCAUUCAAGAAGCAGGAUUGAGUAAGCCAGAACUGAUUCAUCGGGCAGACUUGCGUCUGUCAGACAUUGCCAGGGAGUUGGAAAAAGACUGGAUCUCUUUGGCUCAGCAACUGGAUAUGUCUGAAGGAGACAUCGAACAACUGAAAUCAGAGACAGCCGGCGAACCGCCGGAACAAGCGCUUAUGAUGCUUAGGCUGUGGCUGCAGAAGUCUGGUCCAAAAGCAACAGGCAAUGAGUUGGAAAAAGCCUUAAGAAGAAUAAACAGAGAGGAUAUCAUUAAAAAUUGCAUGUUCAAUGUUGAGCUUGUGACUGAUGAUGUAGAAAAAGCGGUGGCCAAAGUUCAUCUUGAUCAAUCAGGUUUUGAUGUAUUCAAAGAAGAACUUGGUUCAUCUCGGGAGGCUUCAAUGCGAAGAGGAGCUUCAUUGGACAUUUCGUACGAUGAACAAGACAUCAUGAAGGAGGCUGAAUCUGCUGCUGAAACAAGUAGUGAAACUGGUUCACUGUUCGAAAGAGAGCACAUUCCUCAUUCACUGACUGAUGAUAAAGUUGAAAAACCUGAAAUCGAUGAAAACCCCCCGUCAUCCUUGCUGAAAUAUUGUGUAACAUCUCAAACAACAACAUCGUCCAACAUUACUACUACAGACCAACAAAACCAAAAUAAUGAUGUAACCGAUACUGGUAUUGUUUCUGAUUCUUUCGGCGUGAAACUUAAUUCUUCCCUACUGAGUUAUGAAACAUCUCAAACAGCAACUUCCAACGAUAUUACCGCAGAUCAACAAAUGGAAAGUAUUGAUGUAACGGACACUGCUGCUGUUUCUAAUUCUGUCUGCACGGAACUUAAAUCUUCUCCAAAAGUUUGUGAAACAUCUCAUACAGCAACUACCAACAUUAUUACUGCAUAUCAACACAAAGAAAAUAUUGGUGUAGCGGACACUGCUACUGUUUCUGAAUCUCCUUGCUUGGAACUCAAUUGUUCUCCAAUAAGUUGUGAAGCAUCUCACUCAGCAUCUUCCAAAAUUAUAAUUGCGGAUGAGCAAGGUAAAAAUAUUGAUAUAGCUGGCACCACAACUAAUUUCAAAAUUGAAUCAAAAGCUGAAAGUCAAACGCAACUUCAAAUGCACCAAAGUAGCAGGAAACUACAUGAAUUUUGGCCUCCAGACAAAAUAUCUCUAAAUGAAUUCCAAACUAUCUCAAAAGAUGCCAUUGGUAUGGAGAAUAAAACGAUUCCUACCAAAAAUGACACAGAUUUCGAAUCUUGCACUCCGCCAUCUUCUGGGGAAAAUAUAAUGGAGGAAAUAAGCAUUGCACCAAGCAACGGGACACACACAGAAAAUAUUGGAGAGAAGACAAAGCGGAAAAAUGAUUUGAAUAACUCACAUGAUUUUGAUAUUUCUUACAUCAAUGAAGUUAAUGAUUUAGGUUAUUGUAGCAUGGACAAAGAUCCAUCUAACAAUAGUAUAAGCAAAACAGUCUUAAAUAACAACACAGAUGUUAUUGAUAUCAGUCGUUUGGAUCAGAAAUUCAGCGAGUCUGAAAAUAGUUCAAUGUGCAUAAUACCAAAUGAGCCAAAAGUGAAUAUAGUUGAAAUUCUUAAUAAUCGAAACAUCAUGCUGCAGAAUAUGGAAGGUAUUGACUCGAAACAACUCUACUCAAAUCUUAAUUUAGGAUUUGAUCCAUCUGAUGAAUUUUCUAAAAUGGACAAAUCUUUAAUACCUGUUGAAGAAACUGCAAAAUUGACCAUGCUCAAGUCGGACAUUGAGUAUCAUGAUUUUCCAAAAAAUGUCUCAACAAGUGGCUACGAAGUAGAGGUUGAAAGAAUUGAAAAUAAAUCAGUGGAAGGCAGAAGAACUGAUACCCUCAAAGAUAUUUCUCCUUCUGAAUUGGUGUUUCACAUCAAAGAAGACACUUUUAGAAAGAAAGUGGAUACUGAAAUUAAUUCUGUUGACACAACUAGUGAAGCAAAUAUUCCUCCAGUAGCUCAAGAGUUAGUUGCUAGGUUGACGGAAUCUGAAACCUGGCCUUCUGGAGACCUAGAUACAAGCCAAGUUUCAGUAUCUAGCCUUCCAGAUGACGAAAAAUCGGAAACCAACACUGCAGUCUUGGAAACUACAGCCAUUUCAACGAAGGAGACUGUUUCUACUUUUGAAACCGGUGACAAGAUCAUUCCUUCUGCAGCAGAAAAACAUGCUGAAUCAGAUAAUUUUGACGUUCGGACUCUGUCCAAAGAGCUAGAUAUUAAAUCGUCUGUUGUAGAAGACUUCUUAAAAUCAGAAACUGUUUUUAUGGACGUCGAUGAUCAUGAGAGCAGCUUAAAGUCCGAUUCAUUAGACGAUAUCAGCCGAACUUUAGGCACACCAAGUUCUGACAACGUCGAACCAGAUGCUGGAGUUGAUUUAAAUGAUAUGGCUCCUCAGCAUAAAUUGCGAGAUCUGACAAAAUCAACUGUGAAAGAAUUUCUUGAAGAACAUACAGAAAUAGAUCCCCAAGGCGACAGUAGUGAUGUUGUUGAAGUGGAUGAUCUCUCGAUUUUGCAUGAUAUUGGUUCAAAAAAUGAGCUUGUUACAGAAGAACUUUGCAUAAAAAAGACUUCUGAUAUCUAUCUCGAAGACAAAAUUAUAGAUGAAAAAACAAUUUCCGCAGCAGCUCAUUGCUUAAGUGAAGUAGAUUCGAGGAUUAAACCCGAAAGUAGUUUGCAUAAAACUCCGGAUUUCAUUAAACAUGUUGAAGAAGAAAUAAUCAUUGAAUCUAAGAAGUCCGGUUUUUCUUCUUCUAGUCCAUCAAUAGACAAUUUUUACAUGCAAGAGAUCUUUGAUGCAUCACCAAAAUCUGCUGAAGUGCGUGAUGAUACCUUAAGUUACGAUAGUAGAGGGGAAGAGGUAAAUGAAAAAUCCAUAGUUCCCAGCACUACCAGUCUCUCAUUCGAGGGAACAGAUUUCCCAAAUCUCGUGUCGGCUGAAAAUAGUACUCACAAGCAGCAACUAAGUUCAGAAAGUGAGGUUAGCUCUUCAGAAACAUCUAACACGGGAAACCUUACAGAAAGGGAAGCAUUAUCUAAUGUUGUUGAUGAAAUAUUCUGUGAAGUGGAAAAAGAUAGUGGUUUAUGCAAACAAUUAAAUAGUAUAGGCAGCUCAAAAGUGCUAAUAUCAGAAGCUACGGUGAUAAGAGAUAAAAGAAAAUCAGAAAAAACUGAAGUAGAUGGAAGUGGAUCAACAACACACAUUAUUCAAAGGACAACACAUAUGACUAUUGUCGGUAAAACUCCAGACGGCAUUUCAGUUGGAGAAGGUGAUCAUCAAACUGAGGCUUUCCAAGUAGAAGCAGAAACACCGGAAUCACCAGAACUGAGUUUCGCUGAAAAACGAGAUUUCUUCCAAAAACUCUCUCUUUCGUCUUCUUCGCCAAGUGUCACCCCAACACACACAGCAAAAUCUAGCGUUGAAACGGAAAUCAGAUUAGAAACAAUAAUUACUGAAGACACUGCCAUUUCAACCGUAAGUCCAGAAGAACAGCUGAGUUUUGUUGAUCGAUUGAAAUUCUUUGAAAAAUCUUCUGAGGAGGAAACUCCUCCUCCAGAGGUCAAAGAAAUAAAAAGGGAGACCUGGACCAUUGCUACAUCGGAGAAGAAUGAUGAAGAUUCCAUUGAAACCAUCCGCGAUGUUGAGAAGGAACGUGAAGUUGAAACGAUAGAAGUAGAAAGGGUUUCUGAAGUUAUUUUCCGGGAAAAGCAGGUUUCAUUACCACUUUAUGAAAGUAAAGAGGUUUUGGAAACUAUUGACUCCAGUAAAGAUACAAAAGUUGAAGUUGUGGUGAAAACAUUUUCACCUGGAAGUGAACAAGUCGAAAUAUGUUCGGUAGAAAAUAUACCGAGAAGUGACGCUGAAGACAAGCUGGAAAGUAACACUUUAGCAAGUAAGGAGCCCGAAUCUUUAGAUUUUGAAACCAAUAUGAGAAAAGAUAUUGAGGAUGUAGCCAGAGUAUCUGACUUUUCUGGUCCAAGUAUUUCCUCUGCAGUUGAACAAGAUGAGAAAUUAAUUUCUGAUGAAGAAUUUUUAAGCAAAACAUUAAGAAGUUUUACUGAAAGUUCCUACGAAGUAUCCAAAAACAAAAUAGAUGCUUUUAAGAAAGAAGCAGGGGAUAAAGGGGAGAAUAAGUGGCAGAGAGAAUCUCCUGACAAUAUUAGCAUUGUUAAAGAAACUAUGGAACCGAGCUUAGGUAAAAGUGAAAUAUUUAUUUGUACAGAAGAAACUUUAGAUAGUGUAAAGAAAAUUUUGUCUGUUGCAGAAGCUGAAUCAAAUGUAGUUUUAAAUGAAUCAGAGCCAAGUUUCUCCGAUGUGACUCAGGAUCAAGAAAAGCUAAUCGAGUCUGAAGAUGUAAUUUGCACAAAAGCUGAGACUAAAGACGUAGAAUCUCAACGUUUACCUGAAAGUGAAAGCAUGAAAGAAAUGAAAAAAGUAGAAACUAGUAGCAGAGGAAAAGAAGUUGCUGAAACGUCCACGAAGAAUCAGCGUGAGGAUCAAAUUUCGGUAACACAAGAGGAUAAAAUAAAAACUACUUCCUUGGACCCGUCUCAACGCACAAAAUAUAUACUUUCUGAAGACAUUGUGACUGAGAGUAUUUGCAAGAAACAUUAUGAUGGAAGCAAUGUAGGUAGUUCAGAGGAUGUUGUUUUAGAAAAGUUGUCUUCUGAGACUAUUGAAAAAUCUGUGAUAUUAGAUCAAUCAGUUACACACUCUGAAGAAAUUGUCCAAGACUCUUUCCUUGAUUCAAAUGUAGUUAAUUUAGAUGAAACAAUAGUGCUCAAAGACCGUGGUUCUGUUAGCUUAGAAGAAUUACGGGCAAAAAUUGAGAAAGAAAGAGAAACCGGUAUACAUUUCGAGGAAACUUUGUCCAGAUCAGUUGGUAGCAAUGAAUCUUGUUUCAGUUCCUCCAAGGACCAUUCAGUUGAAAUUGAAUUUUUACCUGUGCUUGAAGUAUCUGAUGAUGUGAGCAAAGUUUCUGUCGAUAAAACGGGUCACGAAGCAUUAGGUACGCCUUGUUCCUUCCACAAAGAGAUGACCAUAGAGGGCCAGCAUUUAGACUUAGAGAAAAGUUUCGAGGAAAGGCAAUCAGAUUCGCUUGAAAAGAGAACUCCUCUUACUACUGCUGUAGAAAAAGCUGAAUAUGAGGAAGGAGAAAAGCAUACGAAGGAAAAUUUAGAAGAAAUUAUUUACAGGGAAUCAUUGGGGAAAAAGACAACCGGUAAGGAGACUCUAGAAUCUGUGGAGGUUACACAGUUUAAGGAGCACUCAUGUGAGGUAUAUAACCUUCCUUCACAAAAGUUGAUGGAAAAAUUUUCGUCUAAAAAGCUACAAAUUGAAACUUCUUGUGAGGAAACGAAGACUUUGCCCACUCAAAAGCUCAACCAAUUUUUAGAUUCGGUUACUCAAAUUGAGGAAGAAACUGGUGCAUAUUCUCUUCCGUCAGACUUAGCUCCCGUUCACAAAAGGACUGAAGAGUGGCUGGACCAGAGUGGCGAAAUUAUGCUGAAAGAAGGGAGUCUAACCGAUGCCGCUGAAAAUGGACUCUUUGAAGAUCGUGUACCUACUUUGGAUGAGGAACAGCACAAAAGAAGUUCUCCGACAGCAGAAUCAUUUGAUGACAAAGCAAGAGUUGAACAGUGUGAUACGGAUGUAAUGAUGCAGUUACUCGACUUUGUAUCCCGAAAUGAUGUUGAACUUUCGGAAGUACGAACAGAAGAUGAAGCACCGGACAUUGAGGAAGACGUGUCGCCUUCCACAGAGGAGGAAAUAUGCACCAGCAUCACAUACGAAACUAAUGCUGAAAACGAAACCAAAGAGUUGGGUUAUUCCGAGGAGAAGACUCGGGACUGUCUGAAGGUAGUAGAAACAGAAACUUUGCUUUUAUCGCCCCUUAGAUCAUCUUUUGAUUCUGUUACUAGUCCGUCAAGGAAAGAUUUUUCAUCUGAAAAUAUCGAUACUGUUAUGGAAUCAAGGCAAUACUUUGACCAAACGGACCAACGUGUUGCGACCUGUUCCAGACAAAUGCUACCGCAGUCAUCUUUAGAAGUAGAAGUAGGCAGUCAUGCUAGUGACGAAUUUGGGACCCAUGACAACGAGAAAGAAAUGACACAUCUUUCAUACGUCGAGGAAGAACAGUCAAAAGCUGAGUUUGAAGUUGUUGGAGAAGGAAUUCCAGGGCCUACUAUGACUGUAAAACGUGAAGAUCAAGCUUUGAACAGCGGAAUCGUCUUAGAAGAGCAUUCAAAGUUAAUUUCAGAAAAUCAAGGUCAGGGGAUUCCAGAAGAUAAAAAAGACACGGAAUCAAAGACCACCACUGUUGAACUGACCACCAGUAAGAUAGUUGAAGAAACAAUUCUUGUCAAAGAUCCACAAGCUUCAGAAGCGGCAAUAAUAGCUGAAAUUUCUUCAGAUAUUAGUAAAGACAUUGUAAAGGAAAGUUCCGAAGAUGCCGUUCAGGCCAAAGAUUCCUCCACCGUGAUUCUAACGACAGACAGCAAAAUGAUGGGAGAAUCCACAGCAUGCCCAUCUUCAACACCGUCUCAAAUAUUCAACGUUUCUGAGGAAGGAAUUUCUAUGGCAGAAACAUCAUCUAAAGAGCAUGUUCUAAAAGCAAGCAUAAGCACGGAUGAAGAUCUAGAAGUUCAAAUGGAAGAAAGUCAUUUCGUUACAAAAGAGAUCAUCAGAGAUUCCGCGGUGGUGCCACAACUACUUCCUUGCGCAUUUGAUAACACAGCUUUUGCCGGAGCAGAUUUUAUUGACAAAGUUGAGCAAACUGUUCCUGUCCGUGCUCGUAGUCCUUAUGAAGUUGUUCGCGAAGACCAGGGAGAUGCUCCUGUCCUUGGAGUCGGUCAGAUCUCGAAUGAACAUGUAAUAAAAGAAGUUUCUGUAAGUAAGAUUAGCUUUAUGCCAAAACAAAUCGACAUUCGAAGGCGACCAAUACUUCAACAAAUACCAUCCGAGAUUUCAGAAGAAGAUCUAGUCGAAAGGGAAAUCAUAUCACCCAUCACAAAAGAAUUUGAGGUUUUUGAAGAGGAAGAUGUCAAAGGUAAAAUAGCUUCCACUGAUACUGAAAUAUCAUAUGCUGUUACGAGAUCUACCGAAGAAAAGAGUCAAACAAUCAAUGAAGAAAGUCAAAGUGACUUAAGCACAAAAUUUGACCACAAAAGCCCGGUUUUGAGUAAAAACAUUAACCAUUACGACUCAAAAGAAAUUCUUUCAUCUCAAUCUGAUCAGCAUAUCUCUCCACACGCAGAAAAAGAUUCAAAUGUUGUAGUUUAUGAAGACAGAACGAAAAAGCAGACUGAAACUUUGAGAACUCCACCUGCCAACUUGCCCGUUAAAAGUGAUUUGUCAGAAAGUGUCACAAAAACAGACGAAGGAACCACGCCUGAGUCUGAUACAGGCAUACCUACCAGCCCAUUUGAACUCAUUAGUGAAAUAAGUGACGAAGAACAUAAAACGGGUCUGCCAUCUUCCAUUACAUUAAUGAAGAGUGAUAACGAAGAUAGGUCUCAAGAUUCUGUUAUUACGACAACACAAUCUCAGAGCUACACUGAAAGUACUUUUUCUGCCAGCAUAAGGACUUCUUCAAAGGAUUUAAGUGAUAGCUGUACCCUUAAUGAAGCGAUAAAUUUUCAGUCAAAAACUAAAACCACUAGGACAUCAGUAACGACUUUCACGAAAACUGUUAGAGACACAUCAGACGAUUACAUGCAAGAAAAUCAUAGACAACUUUUAAAUGGACCUGGUGAAGUUGAAUACCGACCCGAAUACGAUGAUGACCAUGAGUAUUGUCCAGAUGAAAGAUUGAAUGAACAACAUGGAUUUGGUACAAUACGAGUUUCAGAGGAGUCUGCAAAUGAUGCAUUUGAGUUCGACGAUUACAAAAAAAGCCGAUACAGCAGCGUGUCGGAUGAUGUCAUCGAUUCUGAAAUAGGCGAAAUCUGUAGUUCUGACCAACAACUAGAAGAUAUUAUUGAAAGACCUGUGACACCAGAACCUCCCAAAGACGAUGAGCAAGAUUUGAUUAUUGAAAAACAAGUGAAGAGAAGAUUUGAUUUUAAGCGAGAAGAGUUUUCACCAACUGUUGCAGAUGAACAAUUGGUACUAUCUCCUUUAGAAAGUCCCGAUGAGCUAAAACCUGGUUUUGCUUACGGAAUGCAGUUUGAGAAAGAAGUUUUGGAUUCAGCUGAAGAGGCUAUGGACAUAGACAGUGAUCAGUACAGCGAAGGAAAAGAACCCGCCUAUGCUUAUGGUAUGAGAUUUGAGAGGGAUCCUGAUUUGGAAGAGGAAGACAUACCGUGUUAUGGUGAUUUAUACACUCACGAAGAAGAAGAUGAAGAUGCACUUGAAAAUGGAGAAAAGCCUAAGAGCUUUCAAAAGCAAGUAAAAGAUGCUGAUUUUGAUAUUCUUGCAGGUCGGAAAUAUUUUUCGAAAAAUGUUGAGUUCGACGAUCUCUCAAUGUCUUCUUUGCAAGAAUUUGAGAGAUUAGAAGCAGAAAUAGUUUCUGGGAGAAAAUCUAGCAUUGGAUCAUUAGAUUCCUUGAAUGGAAAAAAUCACACUAGCAAAAGUGGAGAUCAUGAUGAUGUAUCGAUGAGUUCCUUGACUGAGUUUGAAAGAAUAGAAAGAGAAUGUACUGAAACUGAAAAGAUCGAUCCUGCUAUGCAAGAGAGCAUAACUCAGCUUUCAGAGAUUGAGGAAGGACACGAAAGUCAAGCUUCUGAAGCCAGCCAUGGUAAAUCAGAUGACGCUAAGGAAGACCUCAGCCUUUUGGAUGAUCAAGAUAUGAAGUUACAAGAUAUUGAUGAACUAGUUUUCGACACUUCGGGUAUUGCUCCUGAAGAACAACCUUAUCAGUAUAUAAUACAGAAAACUCAUGCAACCGCAAAAGGUGUUUCUAGUACAGUGGUUAAAACAGAAAUUGCUGAAUACGUAGGUGCGCAAGAUUCAGCAGAAAUUAAAAUAGAAACUUUCAAAAAGUCUACAAUAAGGCAUGAGCCUGAUACUCGUCAAAAAUCUUUAGAGUCGUACAGUUAUGACAGUGUCAAAGAAGAUGAAAUGGAUCAAGACUCUUUACGUGAUGAAUUUUCAUUAAAACCUGAUUCCUUAAUCGACGAAAACAAAGAUUUUCAAGAUUCAUUGCAUGAAGAUAGACUUGAUGACGCAGAUUCUUUACAGGGUGACAUACCAGAUGAAAUGCGGGAUUCUCUUUUCGAAGAAAAACACAUAGAGGAUGAUUCUCUUCAUGAAAUGGAUAUUCUUCCUGACGAAUCCUCAUUAUCACUCGAAAGUAGUCUUGCCGCAGCGCUGUCUCAUGAUUCCAGCAAAGCUGAUGAUCGUAAACAUUAUUCUUUUGAUGGAGAAUCUGAUGCUCUAAGAUUAAAUUUAAGAGACAUAGUAACAUCAUCUGAUAAAGCUGAUAUCGUAGUUACCGACUAUGUGAGAGGUGGUGACGUGAUGGUGUCCAGCACAGAUUCUUUAGAGCAAAGCAGUUCGGCUGCUUUCGCUGCAUUCCAUAUGGAAAGUGAAUCCGCUAUGUCUUCUAGUUUAAAUAGUGCAAUUACGUCCGAAGAUUACACGAUGAUCUCGAGCACAGAUACUCUAGAACAUGAGGGAAGAAUUACUUUCAGGUAUGAAGACAUUCCAGUGGAUGAUCUAGAAACGAUUCUUAAAGAUAGAAAAAACGUCUUUGUAGAUUCCGAAGGAAAUAUUCAGGCGCAAUAUAACGUUGAACAUAUUUUAGAGACGGAAGGUAACAUAAACAGUCUUUGUUCGAGAGAAAAAAAGACUGAAGUUCAACUGCCAUCAUCUACCACUGUUCAUGUUCAUUCUGCUGUUACUUCAGCUAAAUAUGUCGACGAUCGAACAAAGUCAUCAGCACCCAUUCCAUUUACCACGACUACCGGUACCAAAACUGAAGACAUAUCAUAUGAAUCUUCAGAUUUUGAUCCAGAUGUGGAAGUAGAGGAAGUUCAUACAACUGAUGAGUUUGGAAAUCCAAAAGUCAUCAGGAAAGUCAAAAGGUUUGUCCACACGAAAACUCAGUUUUCCUCGUCUUCUUCCCCGAAAGAUGUGGAAGAAAAACUGAAGGAAUUUCUGAGGGAACAUGCUGCAGGAGAGAGUGCGGGUAUAGGUGAGGAAGAAGUAAAAGAAGAGAAAACCAUAGACGCUAAAGGAAAUGUUGUUCUAAUUAGAACAGUGCAACAACAAAUGCUUUCUGAACCACAAGUGCAUUCCAAAACUUUCACGGGACCAGAUGCUGACACAUUAUCCCAAGAUUUUGUAGAAACUUUUAAAACUUUAGAUCCUACAGAAAAUGUUUGUGAAUAUGAGAAAAUUGAUGAUGAAGGGAAUGUUGUGCGAGUUACGCAACAAGUUGUUAUAAAGCCUGAAGUUCAUAGUAUCUCCUUUAGUGGCCCGAAUGCUCGCCAGCAAAUGGAAGAUUACAUGAAGCAAUGGACCGCUACGUCGCAAAUGGCAGACGAGUAUGAAGCAGGACAAACUUCUACGUUUUUCUCUGCUGACGAACUCCACAGGUUUUCAGAUCAAUCACGGCAGCAUGGCUUUUCAGAAAACAGUAUUCAUUCUUGUGUGGAAGAACCUACCGACUCGAAAGUGUUUGCCUCCAGUAUCCCCUCACAGUCUUCAGAGAAGAUAACCGUUCAAGCAGAAGCAGACCACGCUCCUCCGAAUGGAAAGGAAAAAUCUCACGAAACUGGUGACGAGAAACCUCAGCAAUAGGGAACGGCAAAGUUACUAUAGGGACAAAUGUUUCUGGGACACAUUAAGCGAGUGGAUCCCCGGUCCACUGAAGUGCCGAAGCCGAUUGUUUCUGCUCACAUUCUUCAGCUUCUGUAGAAAGUGCCACGAGUCGAACCUAACUCAUUUUCCGAUUAAUGUCAAUUAAUUGCGAUAAAAAUUCUAUGAGCUGUAAUUGCCACAUACAAUGGAAAAUGUGUUAAAGGUCUUAUUUAUUGCAUUUAUAUGACUGAUGUAUGUAUUGCAGUUCUCUCUUCCCCAUGGUCUACUUUGUUAUGCUCAGCCAUGUGUUUGCUGAAACAAAAUGGCAAUUUCUCGGUAGCAGACGUAUCAGUUGUUGAACAAAACUCCCUCCAAAGACUCCAAUUAUGUUAUAUCUUUGUUUCAUUGCAUGAUUUUCGUGAAGAAUAUGAACUCUACUUCUAUGUAAUGUAAUUGAAUUUUAGUAUUUUCAGCAGCAAUAUUUAAAUUGUUCAAUCCAUUCUCACGGGUGUGAUAUUUUUAGGCAUAUAUUUGCAUCUGAUUCUCAGUAUUUUAAACUUUGGCUUUUAACUGUGAUACGUUUGAGUAUAUGAAACCUUAUUUCAAUGAAGAUCUGGGAGGUGGAUAGACUCAAUGUUUGGUGAACACUAGCCUCACUUGGGCAUCCCUGGCCAGCUAGCCCUACUGCUGCCAGUGAUUUCGACCCGUGAGGUUAACCGACCCUCAUUUGGACACUCCUGGUUAACCAAGUUUCUUCUUUUUUUUAUAUCCCCCCCCCCCCCAAUUUUUCUCUUUCCAUCUUUUUUUUUUCCCCUUUCCUUGAUUUUCUCUCUUUUUUCCUUCUUUUUCUUCCUUUUUUUCAUGAAAAAUCAGCUUUCUGAAAAAAAAAUGUUGCGUACUUGAAAAGUUACGAUUUGUACGAGUUACGGGUAUGACAAUACGGUUACGCCCGCAACGCGUACACGCAUCUUUAAUCUUUAAACUCAAGAAAACUUUUUAGCUAGUUGAUACUUUAUAUUAUGACACACAACGGUUAUUUGCUUACGAAUAUAUCGCAAUUAAAAGCCAAAGUUUAAAAUUCCAGGAACAAAGUGUAAAUACAUUCGUAAAAAUGUCACACACC